AUGACGGAAGAGGAAUCGCGUAUCAGCGCCGCUGAGGCUGCACCUGAUGCUGAGAACGAUGCCGGAGACGCCGCCGUGGUGGAGUCGGUGUGUCUUAAUUGCGGCGAGAACGGGACCACCCGGCUCCUUCUGACCAAAAUUCCGCACUUCCGAGAUGUCAUCUUGAUGUCCUUUGAAUGCGGCUCGUGCGGUUACCGCGACAACGAGCUGCAGGAUGCAGCGCCUCUGCAGAACCACGGCGUGAAGAUCACAGCCAAGAUGCUGUCGCCGGAGUUCCUCAACAACCAGAUGGUGCUCUCCGGGCAUGCGUCGUGCCGAAUCGAGGAGCUUGAUUUCGAGAUCCAGCCCUCGGGCCAGAAGGGCUACGUGACCACCGUUGAGGGGUACCUCUCGAAGGUCUCCAACAGCCUGGAGGAGCACGUGCGCUCGGUGGCCGAGGCGAUGGCGAACGACCCCAACCUGUCGAUCCAGCUGAGCACGGGUGAGGUCAAAACGGGGGCGGAAUACAUCCACACGUUGGCCACGCUCCGCGAGCGUUUGAACGACUGUAGUGAGGGAGCGGAGGCAUUCACGCUCAUUCUCGAUGACCCCUCUGGCAACAGCUACAUCGAAGACACGGAUGCGGUGGAGCUGGCGCGGGAGACGUACGCGCGCUCGGAGGAGCAGCAGCAGAACAUGGGCUACGCGGUCAAGGACGAUUUUAGGAAAGAGAUCGACCUGACCACCCCCAUGGAGAACACGGACGACGUCGGCAAGGAGGGCGUCUCGCUGCCGGUGGACUGCCCGCACUGCGGCUCGGAGGGCCUCAACAAGAUAUGCGAAGUCUGUAAGUGCAUCGAGCUAACAUGGAAAACGUGUUCAGUGGUCCCGGGUUUCGGACCUUGCGUUAUCAUGGCGUUCACCUGCGAGACCUGCGGGGCCAAGUCCAACGAGAUGAAGCCGGGCGGGGGCUACAAGGACCACGCCAGGCGAUGGACGCUGACAGUGCAGUCCGUCGACGACUUGAAUCGCGAUGUGAUCAUAUCGGAGACGGCGGCGGUCCGGGUCAACCACCUGGACGUGGAGAUGUCGCCGGGGACCAUAGGCGCCGCCUUCACCACGGUGGAGGGGCUCAUCGGCAAGCUGGUGGAGAGCCUGGAGAAGGCGUACCCGUUCGUGCUCGGCGACUCCGCAACCGAGGAGCACGCGCCGCUCAGGGAGAAGGUGCGCGAGCUGCAGGCGCUGGUCGCCGGGGACGCCGCGUUCCCCUUCACCCUGGUGAUUGAUGACCCCGCGGACCACUCUUUCAUCGGCGCGCGGAGGCAGGCGCAGGGCGACGACGCGAACCUUGUGUCCGAAACCUACGAACGCACGCAGGAACAGAACGACGAGCUUGGGCUCACUGACAUGAAGACGGAGGACUACUAG
This is a messenger RNA of Babesia bigemina, 1407 nucleotides long. RefSeq lists its product as hypothetical. Gene Ontology annotation, molecular function: zinc ion binding. Bases 1 to 1407 code for a protein of 468 amino acids. Lineage: Eukaryota; Apicomplexa; Aconoidasida; Piroplasmida; Babesiidae. The transcript has 7 exons. Gene Ontology annotation, cellular component: nucleus; cytoplasm. The record is from RefSeq and is a predicted model, not a curated record.